ACCAAACUCAUCAAACUUUCCCUUACUUCUGAAAUGUUGAAAAAGAUCAAGGAUAAUGCGAUUUUAUUGGCACCCUUUGUUUUGGGAAACCUAACAUCGAAUUUUUUUCCCCAAUUUUAUUAGGCCUCCCAAAAAAUUAAUUAAUUUUACUUUAUUUAGGAGAUAUUUUUGUGAUACUUGUAGUGUAUUUUUGGUGUCUAGAGAAAACUUCACACCUUUUAUCAUGGUGCUUGAAGAAACCCGGAACGGACGCCAAAACAAGUUUUCAAUUUUAUUUGAGUUCAUCCAUAGAUCCGACAAAAACAUAAAACAUUCCUUUUAAUUUCUUUCGUCUUCCCGUUCUGCUUUCAGCCAUUACCGACCAGUCGAAGCUCAAUCUGUGGAGCAGUGUUUAAGAAGCAAAAUUCGCAUAUAAAAAAAUCCACAAAAGGGAUACUGGUUUUACUAGAGAGCACAUGGAAAACAUGGAUGAUUCAACAUUGGCUAGAGAAUCAGACCUUAACUUUGCAGUUGAUAACGUAGAAAAGGCUUAUUGUUAUGCUGAUGAAAAGAGCUUUGAAAAAAGGGAUUGUUUCAAUGAGGAUCUGAUCCAACAUGAGCAACAGAGUCCCCCCUCAAUCCAUGCAGAUGUAGAUUUCAAAUAUGAAAUUUCAGAAUCUCUUCCGGAAAAAUCUUGCCCUGUCCCAACUGAAUCUGAUCAAGACAGUGCCAUUGAAACAAAAUUUGCCCAUGAGCGAGAGAGGACUGAGUCUCCAUUCAAGGACAAUAACCAUUACCAAGGUGAGAUGGAUGAGUUGCAUGGCAGUAAUUUUCUUAAUCCCUCCUCUCAAUCUAAGUCGCAAACUUUCCAUAUUGAAAUGGGAACUGAAGAUUCUGCUCAUUCACAGGAGUCUCCUCUGACAGAACGUGCAAACCAGGGAGUGGGAGAGGAUGAUUCUAACAUGGGUAGGCCUACUGCUGUACCUCAUGCUGGAAGAGCGAAAAUGAUUUAUUCCGAGAGGUCACAAUAUGAAUCAGUUAAGUCUUCCAUUCAUGAAGUAGAAAGGGAAGCUAGUGAUCAAUGGAAAGAGCAAUUGUUAUCAUCUCCUAGGUUGCACAGGUGGGAUAAUGAAAAUAAGAAUGAUGAGUCGCCAGGUCAGAACAAUAACCCAGGCAUCGGCAAUUCUGAUAUUCAAUCUCUCGGAAGAAUCGCCAGAGGAUCAAUAUCUCCUAGAAUAAAAAGACAAAUGUCACUUUCGCCUGAAGACUCUCCAUCAUGCCACUUGCCUAAUAACCGUGAGCAUUUGCCUUCUCAUCAAGGUUCUCAAGACCAAUCACUUGCACCAAGAUCACAUAGCCAACAUAUUUCUUCACCCGAUCAUUAUCUCCCGCCUACACAGGGCAUUCGACAAUUUUCCCACCACAGGGAUAGUUCUGCUCUGAAGCACAUAUCUGCAUCUCCAAGGUUGCAUGCCUCACCCCCAAGGUCGUAUCACUCACCUCGAAGGUCCCGUCGCUCACCCCCAAGGUCCCAUCACUCACAAUCAAAUUAUGGGAGAAGGGACAGAUUGGAGUCACGAUCACCCAUUCGGCAUAGAGAUUCUUUUGGUUUCCAGAGGGCUUAUCGUGAGAGAUCUCGAUCAAGGUCCCCAUAUUCAAGAGCUCAUCAUAGAUCGACAAGGUUAACUUCUAUAGCCUCUGUGUUAUCUUAUGUUCAAAUUCUACUAGUAUCAGUUUCAAAUGGCAACAAUUUAAUAAUUUGAACAAGUUGUAAGACAUCUGAAAGUGAAAGUUUUGGUUUAUCUCUUUCAUUUGUUCCUCCCAUCCAAUGACCAACUCAGCAAUUAGAAAACUGCAUUUUUG
Messenger RNA from Prunus persica (peach), 1842 nucleotides. RefSeq lists its product as uncharacterized. The transcript has 2 exons. Lineage: Eukaryota; Viridiplantae; Streptophyta; Magnoliopsida; Rosales; Rosaceae. The record is from RefSeq and is a predicted model, not a curated record. The coding region runs from base 456 to 1742 and encodes 428 amino acids. Gene Ontology annotation, molecular function: RNA binding.